AUGACCGCAGAAACACUAUCGCUCGCUGGCAAGGUAGCAAUCGUGACCGGCUCGGGCCGCGAGCCAGGACUCGGUGCUGGCAUUGCGACAGCCCUCGCCCGCAAUGGCGCUUCCGUGGUGCUCAAUUACGUGAGCGAUUCAACGGCACCAAAAGCCGAAGCCCUAGCGGCACGACUCAAGACCGAGUGGGACGCCAAGGCGGUUCCCAUCCAGCAGGACAUUGAGUCCGAAGAGGGUGCCAAGGGCCUUGUUGAGAAGACGUUGGCAGUAUUUGGGACCGACCAUAUUGACAUUCUAGUGAAUAAUGCCGGUUGCAACCUGCCUGGUUCAACGCUCGAAACGCCACUAGAGAACAUUCAUACGCAAUUCUCCAAGAACGUCUUCGCAGCGAUCUAUGUCGUACGCGCCGUGGUUCCUCACAUGCCUAAGGGUGGUCGCAUCAUCAACAUCAGCAGCGUUUCAUCCAAGACUGGCAUCACCAGCCUGCCAUUCUACAAUGCGUCCAAGGCGGCUCUGGACUCGUUGACGCAUACCUGGGCUGGGGAGUUUGGGCGCGCACAUGGGAUAACUGUCAACACAGUCGCUCCGGGACCCAUCGUGACGGAUGAGAUGAACAAGUUCGCGCGGGACAACCCGGAUGGGUUUAAGGCAAUUCAACAAAUGAUCGAUGCGACCAAGGCUGCAGAUCGGUUGGGCGAGAUUAGGGAUGUCGCGGAUGCAGUGUUGCUGCUGGUCCAGGAGAAGUCGCGAUGGAUCACCGGGCAAUAUAUUGAUGUCAGUGGUGGAAUUACAGGACAUUGA
Truncatella angustata is the source of this 801-nucleotide messenger RNA. RefSeq lists its product as uncharacterized. The coding region runs from base 1 to 801 and encodes 266 amino acids. Lineage: Eukaryota; Fungi; Ascomycota; Sordariomycetes; Amphisphaeriales; Sporocadaceae. The transcript is spliced from 2 exons. Gene Ontology annotation, molecular function: oxidoreductase activity. The record is from RefSeq and is a predicted model, not a curated record.